Molecule: messenger RNA, 5330 nt
Organism: Ostrinia furnacalis (Asian corn borer)
Lineage: Eukaryota; Metazoa; Arthropoda; Insecta; Lepidoptera; Crambidae
Gene: Sptz
Product: zinc finger FYVE-type containing 26 spastizin
Exons: 15
Coding region: 65-5074 (1669 amino acids)
Biological process (GO): double-strand break repair via homologous recombination; mitotic cytokinesis; regulation of cytokinesis
Cellular component (GO): midbody; centrosome; lysosomal membrane
Molecular function (GO): phosphatidylinositol-3-phosphate binding; metal ion binding
Source: RefSeq, a predicted model, not a curated record
ACAAAAAGGGACACAGUUAUGUAUUUUGUUUGACUCAUGUAGGUAUGCCUAUCUUUUAUUUCAGAUGUUCGACCUAGCCGAUUCUGAAAUCGCAACUGAAGUUACAUUCACAGAACAGCUCAGACAUCUCGUGGCCAAAAUAAAGAAUAUCAUAUAUUACAGAGGCGACACUCGCUAUCCUACUAAAGAACUAUCAGCGCUAUCAGUGGUCUCCACUGAAGUAAUGGGCCUUGUGGAAGGAUUUCUAGCAUCAAAUAGAGCUCCGAAUUCUUUUGACAUCAUUGAACUAGCGGGGCGUCACCCACACUUGCAACUGUACAAUCACCAAAAUGCGCCUUUCAUUAAUGCCGUAGAUAUUCUACUCAGUAGCGGGCUUAACAGAGAAAUAACUUAUGGUCUCAUAAAUGUUGUGGAACGGAAACUGGCAGAAGUCAGACACUCCACAGAUGUCGCUGCAGUCAAGAAAAAUAACUACAUUCGAUUCGUUGAAGACAUAGCCAGCGUUACUUUCGAAAUAUUCGGCAACACAGAAAAGUCGUUCAAUUUUGUCGAUAAUAUUUGCGGGUUGAUAACAGAUUGUCGAAUUCCGAUAAAACACAAAGAGUUCUGUAAAUUGAACCAGCUCGCAAAAGAAUUAAGACAAUCGUGCGACGAUUUGGCUUUCGUCAUUAAUUCAAACGAAUCGACAGAAUUAGAUCAAAACUUACUGCAGAAGUAUCACCAAAUUUAUAUGAACGUUGUAGCUGCGUCUGACAAGGAUUUGUGUAAUGUUGGCGACGUAUCACGGCAGGGGAAUAGAAAAACUAGAAUACCGUACUUGAGAAUGUGUUACAUGUACUGCAAGACAGUUUCACAACUGGAACAAGAGGAAAACAAGUCGCCAGACGCUGUAGCUGACGCGCCUUAUUUCUCUGUCUUAGGGCGACAGCUGCACGACAUAUUCGGAAAUAUGAUUAACAAUAAAGAAGUGCCUGUCACCAAUUUAGAGCCGAUUUGCAAGAAAUUAAACGUCAAUCUUAUACCAAAGCUUAUUUUGAACUUUUGCCCGUCUAUCACCCUGACCGGACCACACAAAGAAGCCAGUGAAGUUAACUUCAAUAAUCUCCUUCAAGCUGUUUAUGACUUCAAAAAUCCGGAGGAGAAUUUAUUUAUAGACCCAGUAACGAAUUUUGCUCCGUUGCCACGUUCCCCAGAUCCUCAAUGUCUGACCUAUGUUGUUCUCCACAAUUGGGUAUUGGCUCACAUUAUAAAGAAGAUUCACACUUCUUCAAAUGAAAAUAGUCUUCAGCAAAGCAUGGACGCAAGGACCAAAGCGUUAAAUAAUUACAUGGAACUAGAUAGGUUUAAUUGCAAUAAAGUUUUAUUCGAUGGCAAUAAAUACUUAGCAUCCUUACACACCACUAUUGACCUGGACAAACUCUUUGUAUACAUGCCGCAACUGAUAAACUCUGGUAAAAUUUUGAAAUGUUUGAACAUCAUAGACUCUCUGUCAGAGAGGCAACAGAUGUGUAGUGCAAAUCUGGCAAAUUUGCGAGAUUUGAUACUGUUUAAACUGGCGACUAAUCCGAAGAUCGGCAACAACUGGAAGUAUUGCCAGUUCCUCAAGUGUCCCGAGUUGAAAGUAGAUCUGAUUCUGAACAAUCUGAGCAGUUGGCCCGCAGAGGGCGCUAUAGAGGCUUUGGAUUACUUGAGAUUCCUUUUAAACCAGGAACUUUUGGAACAGGAGUUAUACGAAAAAUGUACGGAUUGGAUGAUCAAAAUCCCCUUAUAUGAUCAGAUAUCAUCUAUAAUGGGCGUACACCACUGGUAUGAUAUUUAUGAAAAAUCUGUCGAAAAUCCGGAAAACGUUAUUGAAGUUCUUUUGGACAGUCAACAGUACAAACUUUGCUUGGAAUGGGCAGACGUCCACGAGGUGUCGGAGAACAUGAAGAAUUUAAUCGUAAUGAGUCUCCUGCGGCAACUGUUCGAGUACACCAACCAGGCCACGCCGGACUUCAUCAGCGAACUCCUCGCGAGGCUCCCCAUGAAUCAAGCCAUGGACUUGAUCCAAGAGGAGAUGUCAAAAGUCCGAAACGUCGAGAUCCUUCAAGUUUGCAUCGACUUUAUAUCCGAAAAUUCUUUCGACUGGAAAUCGUUCGAGAACAUCAAAAUCGGACUGCAAAUUAUGGUGGAGAUCGAAGUGAACAUGCGCCACAUGUUUUGGGAUUUGAUAGAAAAACCUCUGCUAAUGAUCGAGCAGUUCCUCAUGAACGCGAAAUUGGAUAUGCUGGCGAAUAUAAUAAAUAAGAUAUCGCCGAAUUUGAAGCGGGAUCCGAGCGGGGACAACUUGUACUACAAUAUAAAGACGAUAGAGAGUUUGGUGAUAUCGAGGAACGCGGUGGACGCUCUGUUGAGGUUUUACGCGGAGAAAGCAUUGGAUAUGAAGAAUCCGCGGAACGCAUGCACGGCGCCGCCAAAGCAGUCGGACGACUCGUUGCUGCAGUCGAUCGAUUCGAUUAACAUUGAGGCCGCGUCGCGUCCUUUCGUGAUGCCGGAUCAGGUCCCGAGCAAGGAGCAGUGGGCGGAGGACUACUCUGCGGACCGCUGCAUGCUGUGCCGCGCGUCCAUCUUCUCGAUGAUCAUCCGCCGGCACCACUGCCGCCGGUGCGGGCGGCUGGUGUGUCACGCCUGCUCGAGGCACAGAAUGCAGGUGCCAACAUACCCCAGCGGUGUCAAAUUCCGCGUCUGCGACGACUGCUACACGCAGACGAUAAGCAAGAAGGCCAGCUCCGACAACGACAAUCUGAUGCUGAGCAGCAACUCGGACUCCGCGGCCAGUGGCUCUACCUGCAUGGACUGGUGUCUGUCCACCAACGCGGGCCGCAACGAGGCGGUGCGAGCUGAGUUCAGCUUCGAGUUCACGCCUAACGUCACGCUGUGCCUGACCAUCAUGAAGAUGCACUCCAUCAACUUGGACUACCCGAGAUUCCUGCUGGAUAGAAGCGAUGAAGUGGCGCGCGAGCUAUCCGGCGGCGGCGACGCUCGCCUCCUGGUGCGCGCGCGCCGCUCGCUGCUGCUCGCCGCUGCCGAGCUGUAUUCCCGCACACCGCACGAGAGGAGCAGCGGCAGCAUCGGUCGUCUAGCGGAGACGGGAGCAGCGCACGCCACGCGCUGCCUGGCGCACGCGGACGCCAUGGCCACGCUCGUCAAGCACCAGGCGCACCACCUCGUGCCGCAGCAGGGCGCGCACCCCAGUCAAAUAGUCCGGUCUUUACUAGAAGCUGAGAAGUGGGAGUUGGCGCUGGAGAUAGCGACGAAGUCGGGGCUGGCCCGGAACAGCGUGCUGGCGGCGUGGGGCAAGGCGUGCCUCAAGGCCGGCUGCUUCAAGCAGGCGCGGGACAAGUUCGCGCACUGCUUCAAGAGCGCCGUCAAUGUCUGCGUCGAGGUAACGGAAGAUUGCGAGUACGGCAGAGAAGCGUCCGAAUCGUUCCCGAACCGUAGACUGCACAGCCUUCGGUACUCUGAGCGGUCGGCUUCCGUAUCGAGCGCGCAGUCCGACGGCCGCCCGCGGGCCAACCCGCCACUUCUGAACGAAAUAGUGAGCAUGCUCGAAGACAUGAACUAUCCCGUCAACCAGCAGCUAUUGAGCAAGGCGGAGACCAUUAAGUCGACGAACGAGAAACUAGCGUCACUCAACGUUAGUAAGAAAAAAAUCCAGCUUACCGAGCCAGCUCUCAACAUAAUGCACACGCUCGCGAGCGUGAAGAAAAUCAAACAAGGCGACUACAGCGACUUCCAAACCGCCGUUAUACAGCCGAAGAAGAGUUUAGCGCAGGGCUUGUUACGAAGAAACAACAACCACACGGAAAUUAAACCCGACCUGUACCUGAGAAAACUCGACCCGUUCUUUUAUAAAGAAUGUGUGUACUACCUCAGUAACUACGGAUCUCAUGUUGCAAAUAUAGCCUUCUACAUGAAGCAUAGCAACAUGACUGAGGUGAUAACGUACUGUUAUGACAACAUGGUGGAAAAGGAGACGUUCACGGAUUGCGUUUAUAUGGAGUGCCUGAAGAAAGACAGGGUCAAUGAGCUGUUGAAGGCCAUGAGCGAUAUGGACAGCACGCUGCAAAUGUGGGCGGAGUACAUAAUGCACAUCUGCCGCACUCUAGAGAUGAGCAAACGUCUGGACGCGCUAUACGCGCUACAGUGCGGCAGCGGGCAACACGCGCGCGCCUCCGCCACGUGCGCGCUACUGUACUCCCGGCCAAUAGCGCGCUCGCCCGCGCCCUUCGCCGCGCUACAGAACAGGCAACACCAUCUCAAUGCUGCGCUACACCAUCUGAGUCAAUGCGUGCCUGUCGCUAGCAAAGUGAACGACCCGAAAACGUUCCAAUUCCACCUAGACAAAGUGACCAUAGACAACCUAAUGACGACGAUGACGCGUCAGAUCGAGCUGUCAAAAUACCUCGCGGCCUGUGAAGCGAGCGGCCGACUGACCGAGAAAGUUCUCAACGAAGUCAUACCAGGAGUGCCUCGGAGGGAGCAAGAGCACAACGACUUCAGGCCCGUCACUCUGUUCGGGUCUAAUACAGAUAAAAUAAGGCUGGUUGCUGUGGUCCUGGCUACCGGACAGUCGAUCGAAGCUGGAUUCGAUUUGGCUUUCAAAAUAAUAACAGAACAUAAACUGGACUCCAUGAAUAUUUACACGCACGUGGCCAAGUAUCUAGUGCAAGUGGACAGGUUUAUGGAAGUCAAGACUUUGGCCAAAUGCAUCCGGCUAUCGAAAGAAACUGCUGCCAACCUAAUGAGCGAUCAGGUCCUCGAGGCCGGCGUGAGCGCAGUCGUGGCGCGCUGCGAGGCGCGUGCGCAGCUGCACGACGAACAAGCUGAGGUGCUCAUUGCAGACAUACACAGCGUCACUAUCAAGAUAUCGUGCUAUCUGGUCUGCCGCAACGUAAGCAGCGCCUACAUCCUCGCUGCACGUGCCGACCGCACCAGCGACCUUCGUCGCGUGCUGCACGAGGCCGAGCGCCUGCCGCACGACCAGGUGCGCAACGCCUGCCUCAAGCGCCUCACGUCCCGCCAGCCGCUGUAGCGCGCGCUAGACCACACUCCAGCGACCUGCCGCGUGCUCACGAGGCCGAGCGCCUGCCGCACGAUCAGGUGCGCAACGCCUGCCUCAAGCGCCUCACGUCCCGCCAGCCGCUGUAGCGCGCGCUAGACCACACUCCAGCGACCUGCCGCGUGCUCACGAGGCCGAGCGCCUGCCGCGCGACCAGUAGCCUUAUUCACGUAACAAAACUUCAACGACAACAAAACACUGAGUUGCGAUCUUAUCGAGUAAUCGUUCU